Molecule: messenger RNA, 2130 nt
Organism: Tarenaya hassleriana
Lineage: Eukaryota; Viridiplantae; Streptophyta; Magnoliopsida; Brassicales; Cleomaceae
Product: probable tRNA (guanine(26)-N(2))-dimethyltransferase 2
Exons: 13
Coding region: 186-1958 (590 amino acids)
Biological process (GO): tRNA N2-guanine methylation
Cellular component (GO): nucleus
Molecular function (GO): RNA binding
Source: RefSeq, a predicted model, not a curated record
UUAACUUCCUGCACAAACCCACACCCUCUCUUCCUCUGAAACACUCGAGGAGUCAGGAAAUAUAGGGUUCUUCCAAAUCUCUAUCGAUCAAUUCUAGACGUAUAUUUGUUGCCGGGCUUGCGGGUUCCAAGCUUAUAAAUCCCGACGGAGGUUAAAUUUGUGUACUUUUGGUUUGUGAGAGAGCCAUGGAAACGGAUCUCAGUGAUUAUACCGUCGUCAAGGAAGGAGAAGCGGAGAUUCUCAUGCACAAGAAGAACCAAGUGUUCUUCAACAAGGCCCAGGUCAACAACAGGGACAUGUCUAUUGCUGUCCUAAGGGCAUUUAUAAUCAAACGCAAGCAAGAGCAUGAGGCUAUGUUAUCUAAAAGAAAUAAACAUGCUGGGAAAGUAUCUGAGAAAGAUGCUUCUGAAGCUGCUAAGGAAGAAGCUCCCAGUGAGAACAAUAUGAAUAAUGGGAAAAUUAACGGAGAACAUGAAGUGGCACUUGGAAAUGGACCGUCUUGCGCAUCAAAUGAACCUUCCAAGGCCACUGAGGAAUCGGCUCGGAGAGAACUGAAGCCACCGAGAUUGCUUGAGGCAUUGUCUGCUUCCGGUUUAAGGGCUUUGAGAUAUGCUCGUGAAGUUGAUGGAAUUGGUCAAGUUGUGGCCCUAGAUAAUGAUGAAGCAUCCGUUGAAGCUUGUCGGAGGAACAUAAAGUUCAAUGGCUCAAUGGCUUCUUCAAAGGUGGAGUCACAUCACACUGAUGCUCGUGUAUACAUGCUCACCCACCCAAAAGAAUUUGAUAUGGUUGAUCUCGAUCCAUAUGGUUCGCCAUCUAUCUUCCUUGAUUCAGCUGUCCAGUCAGUUGUUGAUGGAGGGUUGCUGAUGUGUACAGCAACUGAUAUGGCAGUGCUAUGCGGCGGUAAUGGAGAGGUCUGCUAUUCCAAAUACGGUUCUUAUCCAUUGAGAGGAAAGUACUGUCAUGAGAUGGCUCUGAGGAUCCUUCUUGCCAGCAUCGAGAGCCAUGCAAACCGCUACAGGCGGUAUAUUGUUCCUGUCCUAUCUGUGCAAAUGGAUUUCUAUGUUCGUGUUUUUGUCCGCGUCUACACCUCGGCAAGUGCAAUGAAAAACACUCCACUCAAGCUCUCAUAUGUUUAUCAGUGCACCGGUUGUGAUUCCUUUCAUCUUCAGCCUGUUGGAAGAUCUCUCCCUAAGAAUAACAGCAUCCGGUAUCUUCCAGCAACUGGUCCUGUUGUUCCUCAGGAUUGCAUCCAUUGUGGAAAGAAAUAUAACAUGGGUGGACCGAUAUGGUCUGCUCCCAUACACAAUCAAGAAUGGGUGACUUUGAUACUAAACGGUGUAAAAUCCAUGAAAGAUCGAUACCCUGCUUGUGACCGGAUUUGUGCUGUCCUGACAACAAUUUCAGAGGAAUUACCGGAUGUUCCUCUCUUCUUGAGCUUGCACAAUCUCUGUGCAACCCUAAAAUGCACUUCACCUUCAGCUGCAAUGUUCCGAUCAGCAGUGAUCAACGCAAAGUUUCGAAUCUCGGGGACCCAUGUGAACCCACUUGGGCUUAAGACAGAUGCUCCCAUGGAUGUCAUCUGGGAUAUCAUGCGCUGCUGGGUUAAGAAUCAUCCUGUGAAGGCUCAAUCAUGUGAUCUUCCUGGAAGUAUGAUUCUGUCCAAAGAACCAUCUCAUCUGGUGGACUUCUCGCGCUGCGUUGGUUCACUUAGCAAGGCCCAGGCGAAGAAAGUAGCUCGCUUUCUGCCAAACCCAGAAAAGCAUUGGGGCCCAAAGGUAAGGGCUGGUCGCCAAAUCACAAGCAAACACAUCUCUCUCCUUGGUCCUGAAGCUGUGAACGGCCAUCUCAAACACCACCAUGAGGAAGAAGAAGGCAACAACCAGGAAGAGCGUGAUGCCAAACGCUUAAAGACAACAGAGGAUAUUUCUUCAACAUCACAAGAAGAAACACACACAUAAUACACCAGGUUUUGUCUGCAGAAGAUUUGUCCUUUUUGUCAUCAUAAGGCAUUAGCAGAGAGAAAUGAUUGCAUAAAGGAAACCGAACAUGUGGAGAAGCCUCUUUAAAGAAGACAUUAUCUGUCUUGUGGGGAAGUCUUUUUUUUCUCAAUAGCUGAAAUCUUUUUGCUGA